Molecule: messenger RNA, 3911 nt
Organism: Gadus macrocephalus (Pacific cod)
Lineage: Eukaryota; Metazoa; Chordata; Actinopteri; Gadiformes; Gadidae
Gene: hgs
Product: hepatocyte growth factor-regulated tyrosine kinase substrate
Exons: 20
Coding region: 138-2492 (784 amino acids)
Molecular function (GO): ubiquitin binding; phosphatidylinositol binding; metal ion binding
Source: RefSeq, a predicted model, not a curated record
UUCCCCAGAGGAACCAGGAAGGAGAAGGAAAACACCUAGCUAACGUGAAGCUAUCGGGCUAACAUCAGUAGCGGUGGUAACAGCUCAGCUGCCUAAAUAACUCUCUUCGUUGACCAGGUCGAGUCUUCUGAUAUAGGAUGGGGAAAGGCGGUGGCACAUUUGAGAGGCUAAUCGAUAAAGCUACCAGUCAGCUGCUACUUGAGACGGACUGGGAGUCGAUACUGCAGAUCUGUGACCUUAUUCGACAGGGAGACACACAAGCCAAGUAUGCUAUUGGUGCCAUCAAGAAGAAGUUGAACGACAAGAAUCCACAUGUUGCCCUCUAUGCAUUUGAGGUUCUGGAGUCGGUGGUGAAGAACUGUGGGCAGACUGUUCACGAUGAGGUGGCCAGCAAGCAGACCAUGGAGGAACUCAAGGACCUCAUUAAGCAGACCGAGCCGAACGUGCGCAACAAGAUCCUCUACCUGAUCCAAGCCUGGGCGCACGCCUUCCGCAACGAGCCCAAGUACAAGGUCGUUCAGGACACGUACCAAAUCAUGAAGGUGGAGGGACAUGUGUUCCCUGAGUUCAAGGAGAGCGACGCUAUGUUUGCUGCUGAAAGGGCCCCAGACUGGGUGGACGCUGAGGAGUGCCACCGGUGCAGAGUUCAGUUUGGCGUUAUGACUCGAAAGCACCAUUGCCGGGCCUGUGGUCAGAUUUUCUGUGGAAAGUGUUCCUCUAAGUACUCCACCAUCCCCAAGUUUGGGAUUGAGAAGGAAGUGCGCGUCUGCGAGCCCUGCUUUGAACAUCUGAACAACCACCCCUCCCUCUCUCCCCCGCCUAGGAAAGCCGAGGGGGGGAAGGCCAGCGCCGCCGCCGGCGCCGCCGGGCCGGCCGAGCUGCCGCCCGAGUACCUGACCAGCCCACUGUCCCAGCAGUCUCAGGUAGUGGUCCAGGAAACAAUGCCCCCCAAGAGAGACGAGGCAGCUCUGCAGGAGGAGGAGGAGCUGCAGCUGGCCAUAGCGCUCUCCCAAAGCGAGGCAGAGGAGAAGGAGAGGGCGAGGCAGAAGAACUCCUACUCGGCGUAUCCCAAAGCCGAGCCCACCCCCGUGACCUCCUCGGCGCCUCCCGUCAGCACGCUGUACUCCUCCCCCGUGAACUCCUCUGCUCCGUCAGCGGAGGAAGUGGACCCAGAGCUGGCCCGGUACCUGAACCGGACCUACUGGGAAAAGAAACAGGAAGAGACCCGCAAGAGUCCCACCCCCUCGGCCCCGGCUCCCGUCCCAUUGGCUGAGCCCCCGCCGCCAAUCGCUCAGCCGGUGGAAACUCACCCUGUCCCUGUUCAGCCGGUCAACAUAGUGGAGCCGCAGUACCAGAACGGAGAGGCGGAGGAGAACCACGAGCAGUUCCUGAAGGCCCUGCAGAACUCGGUCACCACCUUCCUGAACCGCAUGAAGAGCAACCACAUGCGCGGGCGCAGCAUCACCAACGACAGCUCGGUGCUCUCGCUCUUCCAGUCCAUCAACAACAUGCACCCCCAGCUGCUGGACAUCCUCAACCAGCUGGACGAGAAGAGAUUGUACUACGAGGGUCUGCAGGACAAGCUGGCCCAGGUGCGCGACGCGCGGGCGGCGCUCAACGCCCUGCGGGACGAGCACCGGGAGAAGCUGCGGCGGGCGGCGGAGGAGGCGGAGCGCCAGCGGCAGAUCCAGCUGGCCCAGAAGCUGGAGAUCAUGAGGCAGAAGAAACAGGAGUACCUGGAGAUGCAGAGGCAGCUGGCCAUCCAGCGCCUCCAGGAGCAGGAGAAGGAGCGCCAGAUGCGUCUGGAGCAACAGAAGCACACCAUCCAGAUGCGCGCCCAGAUGCCUGCCUUCUCCCUGCCCUAUGCCCAGAUGCAGUCCUUGCCCCCCAACGUGGCGGGGGGCGUGGUGUACCAGCCCGGGGCCCCGCCCAGCUACCCCGGGACGUUCAGCCCCGCGGGCUCGGUGGAGGGCUCCCCCAUGCACAACGUCUACAUGGGCCAGCCGGGCCAGAACCCCCCCGGACAGUACCAGGCCAUGCCGCCCGCAGAUCCCAAUAUGGUCAACGCGUAUAUGUACCAGACUGCGGGAACCAAUGGGCAACCCGCACCGCCUGGCCAGGCCCCGCCCACAACGUCCCCGCCCUACUCUAGCUAUCAGCCCACGCCCACGCAGGGCUACCAGAACGUAGCCACCCAGCCGCAGAGCAUCCCCAACAUGCCCCAGUCGGCCCCCACCAACGGGAUGGCCUACAUGGGCUACCAGCAGUACGGUAUGCCGGGCAUGAUGGCAGCCCUGCCGGGUCAGGACCCCAACAUGGCCCCCCAGCAGCCCUACAUGGCGGGCCAGCAGCCCAUGUAUCAGCAGUGUUGUGGAAUUGGAAUGUGGCAGAUGGCGCCUCCUGGUGGACCGCAGCAGCAGGGGCAGCAGCAGCAGCAGCCCCAACAGGUCGUGCCCGGUAGUGCAGAAGCACAGCUCAUCUCCUUUGACUGACCAUCGCAACACUGCCAUGCCCACAACAACAACAACAACAACAACAACAACACACUACUACACCUUCUCCCUCCGGUCCUCUCCUCCCCCCUUUCCUUCCUUGGACUCCCAGCGCUGCCAUCGGGAAACAACACAAGGCUCGUCCUAUACGCUCCAUCCCGCUGUGACGUCGUGGCAACGUGAAAAUGUCGUGAAGAUGUCGCAGGACUCUCCGUCUUACCCGCCUGUUCUUACUCACCCAACCGCGCAAAGGAGAGUGGGUGAGGAAAGGGUGCCUCUCUCUCUCUCUCUCUCUCUCUCUCUCUCUCUCUCUCUCUCUCUCUCUCUCUCUCUCUCUCUCUCUCUCUCUCUCUCUCUCUCUCUCUCUCUCUCUCUCUCUCUCUCUCUCUCUCUCUCUCUCUCUCUCUCUCUCUCUCUCUCUCUCUCUCUCUCUCUCUCUCUCUCUCUCUCUCUCUCUCUCUCUCUCUUUCCUCCCUUUCCCCCCCCCCCCCCCCCCCCCACAUGUAUGUAUCUAUUUCAUAUUAUUAAACAAAUUGCGGCUCAAUAGUCGGAUAUAAGAAAAAAAUGUAACAAUGGAAUUGAGAUUGAAGUGGGGGGAGGAGGAAAAUAAGCAUGUAACAAAUGCUAUCUCGUAUUUUUCUAAAGCGAAAUGCACGUGUGUUUAUCUGCAAUGGGAGCGAGUAUUGCGCCUCGUUCUGACACCAUCGUGGUGGAGGGUAGUUGUAUCUGGAGUUCAAAAGACCCGCUGUAAUGUUGGUGAAUGAGAAAUUGUCAGAGGAGAGUUGUCAAACACUGAUCCCUCCUCGACUUAACAUUUUGAGUCAACAUUCCACCGUGGUAACCGCUCAUAUAUUCCCAAACACAUGCAGUCAAGGCAAAGCCACAUCGAUCUGGCGGUUGACUUUGGGAAAAAGGCCAUAGGUUAUUAAUAACAUGCUGCAAGGGGCCUUUAACGGGAAUCAUGAUAUGAAGAGAACAUGACGUAAGUAGUGAAAAGUCUGCUGAUCGGCCAUGUUAUAUAAGUACUAUAGCUGCAAUGACCCAACAUCCCUUUCCCAGCUAUAACGAUGUGCUUUGUUUUAAUUGAGAUAGCUUGUGUUGCCUGAUUCAAAAGCACCGAGUCAUAACAAGAUAUAUAUCUCACCUACUGCAUUAUCUGUUAAACAAUUGGACAUAGGUUUUUAACACUUAAAAUCUGCAAUGGAUGUUUGCUUUUGUUUUAUGUUAUGUUCAUGGGGUCUCUUAAAAAGCAUAACAUGCUAGGUUGGAUGAAGGUGGGGUGGUGCAUGUGUGUAACAUACACUCACACACACACGCGGAUUUCUGUAAUUCUUAAUUGCCAUCUGUGAUCUUUUAUUCUCAAUCUGUCUGAUUUCAAAGUAAUUUUACGAUUUUAUUUAAUAAAUAUCUUGUCGUCCA